AUGUUACAGGUCACCAGGUCACCACAGGUCUUGGUCGAGCUAGUCACAUCGGAGAACUUGCAAGCGCAACCACCGAACCCCGAGCCACACAGGCCCAGCCCUGAAACAGGGCUCUCAUACCAUUUCUUAAAUAGUGGGGAGUGUUUACAGCUAUAUUGCAAAACGCGCUUCUUCCCCAUCCAACUAAUCUUAAUGGCUCCUUUCAUUUCAUCCCCUUUGUCUCUCCUCACUUUCUUACUCCUCCUCUCCGCCGCCGCCUCCCACCACCUCAAGCUCCCCCUCCUCCACCGCAGCCCUUACCCUCCCACCCCCUCCGACGCCCUCUCCGCCGACAACCACCGCCUCGCCUUCCUCUUCUCCGCCCCCCGCCUCCCCGUCACCUCCGCCGCCUCCUUCGGCUCCGGCCAGUAUCUCGUGUCCCUCCACCUCGGCACCCCUCCGCAGCCCCUCCUCCUCAUCGCCGACACCGGCAGCGACCUCACCUGGGUCUCCUGCUCCGCCUGCCGCCGCCAUUGCUCCCCCAACUCCGCCCCCUUCCGCCCCCGCCGCUCCGCCACCUUCUCCCCCCACCACUGCUACACCCCGGCCUGCAACCUCGUCCCCCACCCCAAACACGCCCCGCGCUGCAACCGCACGCGCCUCCACAGCACCUGCCGCUACCAGUACUCCUACGCCGACGGCUCCGUCACCACCGGAUUCUUCUCCACCGAAACGACGUCGUUCAACGCCUCCGCCGCUAAAUUAUUCAAGUUCCAGCGUUUCAACUUCGGAUGCGGGUUUUGGAACUCGGGCCCCAGCCUCUCCGGCCCAAGUUUCAAUGGGGGCGAUGGUGUUUUGGGCCUGGGCCGCGGCCCGAUCUCCUUUACCUCCCAAUUGGGUCGACAUUUCGGCCACAAAUUCUCCUACUGUUUAAUGGAUUACACACUCUCCCCGCCGCCGACGAGCUACCUCCUCAUCGGCGCCGGAAUAUCCAAAUUGACCUACACUCCGUUGCUAGUCAACCCUCUCGCACCAACAUUCUACUACAUUAACAUCCAAAGCGUAUCAAUUGACAAUGUGAAAUUACGAAUUACCCCCUCAAUUUGGGCAAUCGAUGACUACGGAAACGGCGGAACCGUCGUCGAUUCCGGCACCACCAUAACUUUUCUACCGGAGCCGGCGUAUCGCACGAUCCUAGCCGUUUUCGAGCGGCUGGUGAAGCUGCCGGAGUCUGCUAAUCCGGUGCCGGGGUUCGAUUUGUGCCUGAACGUGUCGUCGGGCGCGCCGAGGGCGAGCCUGCCGCAGCUGAGUUUCAGACUAGGCGGCGGCGCGGUUUUCAAGCCUCCGCCGCGGAACUACUUCAUCGACGCGGCGGAGGACGUGAAGUGCCUGGCUUUGCAGCCGGUGACGACGGACGCGGGGUUCGCGGUGAUCGGGAACUUGAUGCAGCAAGGUUACACCUUCGAAUUCGACAAGGAUCGAUCGCGGCUCGGCUUCACGCGGCGCGGCUGUUCUGCGCCGCCGUGAAGGGGUUAAUUUGAUUUUAGAUGAUGAUUUGGAAAAAGGGAAAUGUGAUUAGAUUUGGGGCAGGUGACAGGUGAGGUGUUUCAUUUAUUUAAAUUUUGUGGUGUGUUUUUAUGUGUGACAUAAAAAACAGGCAAUGUGCAGAGGAAAAAGCUGUCUCGAAUACUACAUGUCUUGAUAUGUGAUUUUUCAAAUUUGGGGUUUCUAAUCUGGAUUUUAUUGAAACUCACUCCUAAUUCGUUUUUUAAUAGAAAAUUUAAUGCCAUUGUUUAUCCCUGCUUUAUUUUAUUUGAAGAAUAGAGUAGAUUAAUAGAUUUAUGAUCCUUUGCUUGUAAAAACUCUGUCACGUGUCACGUGUCAGUAUCACUAGUCAUUUUAUGAUUCCAAUUCCA
Messenger RNA from Salvia hispanica, 1895 nucleotides. RefSeq names its product Eukaryotic aspartyl protease family protein. Lineage: Eukaryota; Viridiplantae; Streptophyta; Magnoliopsida; Lamiales; Lamiaceae. Gene Ontology annotation, biological process: proteolysis. The record is from RefSeq and is a predicted model, not a curated record. Gene Ontology annotation, molecular function: aspartic-type endopeptidase activity.